AUGAAUACCGCUUCGAGACAGAAGGCGUCAACUCUGACAAGGCAAGCAGCUACCAGCCAACCCAUGGCAGCCCCGCAGCAAGUCUCAUGGUCGCCUCCGGCAGUUGAAGAAAGACCUGGUCGAGCUGUUACAAACGAUACAUUAGGCAGGAACAGGAAGCGUUCCAAGUCUAGAGACAUGGCUCUCAAAAAGAUUGGAAUACUGCUAAGCUAUUCCGGAAAGGGAUACUACGCUCUUGAAAAGGCGAAAGGCCAACGGACUAUUGAGGGCGAUAUCAUUACGGCGUUGGAGACUUUGGGGCUUGCACAAGGCCAAUCGCUUCGAAUCAGUCGUAGUGGGAAUACGGUUGAAGGUGGACAUGCUGCUCGACAAGUUUUGUCGUUGGAGAUAAUCGAUGACGACAAACCCUACGUCGUUGACACUCUCAACCAGCUCCUCCCCGAACAAAUCCGAAUCUGGGGACUGGUCCGCACAGUGCAAGACUUUUCCGCCCGUCGAAACUGCGAUUCUCAGACAUGGACAUACUGGCUCCCCACAUAUUCCUUCAUACCACCACCAGCAACAACAGCAUACGCAUACCCACCCCAACGUGAAGAAUAUCCCAUGCCCCCUCCAGAACCACAAGGUGAUAACGGUCUCCUCUCGGGACUCCGUAAAAUGACGAUUGGCAGAACACGUCGUAAAUCAUUAUACGGGUCGUCUGGACUAGCGCUACCGGGCGAAUCAGCAGAUCCACUUGAUGCUGUUCGUAGCGCUGGGUCUGGACAGAUGGCUACGCCACCUGCGUCUCCACGAUCACCGAGUGGUGCGAAUAGUCGGCCUACGUUGCAGCAGGGGCCGAUUGAUAUCGCGCCGCCCAGUGAGCAGGAGUUGUUGCGGAUGCAGCAGUACCGUGCUUCUCCACAGCAACUGGACGCAUUACAACAUAUGAUGGGAAUGUAUCGCGGGAGCCAUAAUUGGCAUAACUAUGUCAGGAAUGGGAGUUAUGAGGAGAUGGGACAUGAUAUGGUUCAAAACGUGAUGUGCUCACCGCCAGAGUAUCAUAACAAUAUGGAAUGGGUUCGAAUCACUUUUACGGCAGCAAACUUCCACAAGUAUCAAAUACUUAAAAUGGUAGCCCUCGCAGUCCUCAUCAUACGAACCAACACACCCCGGUCUAUCGUCGCCAACAGUUUCGGAUUUGCAAAUAUCGACAUUCCAGAAGCACCGGCAUAUUCACUGGUCCUCGAAGACUCGAAAUACGACGGCAUUAACGGUGAAAUGCAGAAACUUAUUUCUGCGUCAUCGACAUUUGCUACUACGUUGGGGACUAUAAAGUUUGCUCCUUACAAUCCACAAAUUGAAGAAUUUAAGCAACGAUUCAUCUAUGAGGAGAUAUUCAACGAUGAAGCUGAAAUCAUGGGCUUUGAGGCAUGGAUGCGAACACUGGACAAGUUCAGUUUCUUGUAUCAUUAUCUGAAUCCAAGGGGUGUUUUGGAUUUGUCUGAAUUCCAACGUGGCGGAAGAUAA
This is a messenger RNA of Synchytrium microbalum, 1509 nucleotides long. RefSeq lists its product as uncharacterized. The record is from RefSeq and is a predicted model, not a curated record. Lineage: Eukaryota; Fungi; Chytridiomycota; Chytridiomycetes; Synchytriales; Synchytriaceae. Gene Ontology annotation, molecular function: pseudouridine synthase activity; RNA binding. Gene Ontology annotation, cellular component: nucleus. Gene Ontology annotation, biological process: tRNA pseudouridine synthesis; mRNA pseudouridine synthesis. The coding region runs from base 1 to 1509 and encodes 502 amino acids. The transcript has 9 exons.